Molecule: messenger RNA, 903 nt
Organism: Phymastichus coffea
Lineage: Eukaryota; Metazoa; Arthropoda; Insecta; Hymenoptera; Eulophidae
Exons: 6
Coding region: 139-726 (195 amino acids)
Source: RefSeq, a predicted model, not a curated record
AGCCUCAUUCGAAUUUCUUUCGCGUCUUCUAUUGGCUCAUUGUUGUGAGAGUGUAAUGUUUACAAUCGUAAAUUUGAUCAACGUCUCUUUUGGGUAUUGCUUGAUCGCUUUAAAGCAAAUUCGUUUUCUCAAUUGAAAAUGCAGACUAUUAAAGUUGAAAAUGUCGAUCCAAGCAAAACCGUCGCUCCGGAAAAGAAAGCUCAGAAUAGAGAAAAACAACUAUUGACUUUUGUUGUCAAAGCGACGGCCCGCGAUCAAGAAAAGAAUAUUUUGAUAUCAAAACUACAGAGAGAAAUAUCGGAGGCAGUUGAAAAUUUGGAAGCAUUGCAAGCAGAGGUCACACUGAAGGACAAAAUUCUUCGCGCCAAAGACGACGAAUUGUUGACUAUAAAAUCUGAGAACGAAGCAUUGAACCAGAAACUACAGCUUUUGUUGAGUGACAAUAAAACUCCGUUCAAGUCUGGUAACAACAACUUUGGUCUGAAGAAAAAUGACAAUAACGUCUUUAAAACUUCACUGAAGCUGAUCAACAAUGUUGCUCUAAAGAAUAAUGACAAAGACGUUGUUAAGAUCAAAAAUAACAAAAGUCCUGGUAAUAAUAAUCACUUGCCUUCUAUGAUUCCAACUCCUGAUAUUUCGAGAAAGAGGUCGUUUAAGAAGUCUAAUAUGCCGAAAGAUAACAUGACAAAUCUUUUUUACAAUUUACGCAAGAAAAGCAAGAAAUAGUGUACCAGCUCGAUAAACUACAUAUGAGUAAAUUUUUUUAUUGACAUUAUGAAAGAGACGAAUUAUCAUUAUUUUUAUAGCUUACAAUCAAAAUCAGUUAAAUAAAUUAAUGCAAUCUACAUUCAUAGUAUUGUUUUAAUUUAUUAGCAUGAUUAUUAUUAAUUUAUGCUUAUCCUA